Trichoderma atroviride IMI 206040 is the source of this 818-nucleotide messenger RNA. RefSeq lists its product as uncharacterized. NCBI's taxonomy places the organism in Eukaryota, Fungi, Ascomycota, Sordariomycetes, Hypocreales, Hypocreaceae. The record is from RefSeq and is a predicted model, not a curated record.
UAGCAUCUAUAUAGAAGCGCUGCUUCUCGCCCCCAGAGCUGUUGCCAACCUCUUGAAGUCUUGCCCCGGAUUUUGCAUAGUAGGACAGCCGCCUUUGAACCACUCUUCUUACAAGACAACUCCUUUACAAUCAGCAAUCAUGAAGACCGCCACCUUCAUCGCCGCCGCCCUCGCUGGCCUCGCCCUGGCUGCCCCUACCAGCAAGCAGACCAAGGAGGUUGCUGCCCUCCGAUACGCCAACUCGAGGCCUCUUGAUGCCGCUGCCAUCCACGGCUCUGCUUCCAAGCGCGCCGAGACCGCUGCUACUGCCACCCGCGAGAAGAACCUCGUCGACCUCAAGUACGCCAACAAGCGUCCUAUUCCCGAGGGUCACGCUCCCAAGGCCGCUGCUUCCAAGCGUGAUACUGCUUCCACUGCUGCCACCCGCGAGAAGAACCUUGUCGAUCUCAAGUACGCCAACAAGCGCCCCAUCCCUGAGGGCCACGCUCCCAAGGCUGCCGCUUCCAAGCGUGAUACUGCUUCCACCGCUGCCACCCGAGAGAAGAACCUCGUCGACCUCAAGUACGCCAACAAGCGUCCUAUUCCCGAGGGCCACGCUCCCAAGGCUUCCGCAUAAACAACGCAAACCGUUACCUCUGUAAUGUGAGGCUUCCUUCUUGUACAUAACCUCUUUUUUGAUGACACACCACAUAUGAUUCUUCGCCGGCAGUUGUACAUAUUGUUGACGGCGAUGCCGAUACGUUAGAUGUGGACGUAUAUAUGACUCGCAAUGUAUAUAUGAAUUGCACGAUAUUACUCUGCAGAGACCUUGCCGCUUU